Thermothelomyces thermophilus ATCC 42464 is the source of this 2503-nucleotide messenger RNA. RefSeq lists its product as uncharacterized. Bases 424 to 2166 code for a protein of 580 amino acids. The record is from RefSeq and is a predicted model, not a curated record. NCBI's taxonomy places the organism in Eukaryota, Fungi, Ascomycota, Sordariomycetes, Sordariales, Chaetomiaceae. The transcript is spliced from 2 exons.
GUUUCCGUUGCUUCCUAGACUCUCUUAACCAAGCUGCAUUUUUCUUUCAAACCUGCCCUCAUCGCCUGCUGCCGCCCUUGCUUUGCCCGACAAUCGCCAGAUAAUUGCUAGGGCUCUCCUCGAAGUGCAUCGGAUCGCUGCGCUCCCCUACCCGCCUCCGUGUUGACCUGACGAGCCAGGACCUUGCACGCGCAGCUGCUGCGUAGCCCCAAAAGGAAGAGCUGUCACCUUGGGAGGGGGCGCCCCGACAAUGGUGCUGUCCCCGCUACCGAUCGGCGAUUGCGUUCCAACUCCCGCUCUUGCUCCACGCACGCGCACACGCGCCCGUAGCCCCCGCGUCGUGAGCGGAUCCGCAAACUGCGCCAUCGAACGGUAGCCGUGCGCGCUGUCCGUCGACGCCAAGCUCGCGACCCCGUCUCCAUCAUGAACCAGACUUCGCCCACGGAGGGCGAAGCCAGGGCCCUGCUCGCUACUGCCGAGAGCGUCACCGGAUUGGUGCUCGACGACCACGACCCCCGAAUUUUCAUUAAGGAAGAGUCGACGAGCCCAUUUCCGGACGAUGGCAGGUCGCCGGGCGCUGGCGCACUCAAAACAGAAUCCGCCAGCCCCCCACAAAAACUGCCCACCGCGCCGGCUCGGAAGGCCAGCUUAGCGUACCAGAGACCUGGCCGACAUGGAGUGAAGGGGGCGUCUUCCCGGGCCAGUCUGGCCAAGGAACCGCCCACACCCGGGCAGCCCAUCGUGCCGCGCAAAAACCAGGACUGGGAGCCCUGGAAGGGCAUUCUAUAUGAACUCUACAUCACACAAAACCGUAUCCUUCGCGACAUCAUUACCAUUAUGGAGACAAAGCAUAACCUCAGGGCUACCUCCAAGAUGUACAAAAACCAGCUGGCUCGAUGGGGUUUUUUCAAAUAUGCCAUCAAGGGCCGUUCGCGGGCCAAGGCAGAAGCACCAAACGACCGGGGCUCAGACGACUCCUUCGACAAUGCUCUCAUAUCACCAAGAGAUCAGUUGUUGCUACACGCAGACAGCGGGUCCCGAAGCAUACAGGCUGGGCUCACGGCCGUCCGCCGUUUCAUUCACGGACACAUCGACCUGGACCCUUCCAACCUCCAGGUGGAAGAAGUCGCGGGGUUCGUUGACCCCUGCUACCGGUAUUUCAAAGUUGCCAUGGAUCUCUUCGAUCUCCAAGAGAACGUCGAGGGCGGACGCGUCCUACGGCUCGCCUUUCUCCAAAUCGAACGCAAGAUAUCCAAGCCCACCCUGAAAUCCUUCUCCGACCUCUGCUUCCUCGUUCCGCACCUCCUCCUCGAAUCGAACCGGCGAGACAUUCUCUCGGCCUAUCUACAUUACGUCUCUCGCCUAGCUGUCGUGAAAUUCGGCAAGCAUCCGGUCUCAGAGCUUGCGGCCUCCUUUACCUCGCUUCUCAACGAGCGCCCCGAGGACAUGAUGCGCUUCAUUGUGCUUCUCUUCCAAUUAAACGCCGACACGAUCGCGUCCCUGCCAGGAAUACUCGAUCGCAACGCAGAGUGGGCGCGGAACCAGUAUGUCGCAUGCAAACGAACCGCGUCUGAAGUUCGGUGGCUAUCGUCGCCACUGUCGGUCGACGACGGCAGUACUAGCGUGAUCGGCAGCGGUAGCAGCAGCAGCAGCAGCAGCAGCAGCAGCAGCAGCAGCGGGCGCAUUGACGAGGAUGGCGAGGGGUACAGCCACCGGAUGAUCCGCCUCGAGGCGCAGAGCGUAUACUGGGCACAAAAAUUGAUCAUGCAUGAUCCCGUUAGCGACGAGAUUGCGAGUCAAUGGCUGCAGCGGCGGUUUUCCGAGGACUACGCCUCCAAAUGUGAGGCAUAUCUAGCGCAGCUCAAGGAGAUGGUGGCGACGGGCGGGUUUCCUGUCGUAUUUGCUCGCAUGAUGGAGUCGCUGUGUGUCGGGUGGCUAUAUGACUAUUACGACGCGGUGGGCGACUGGGAGAAGGCGUUUGAAUGGGGCCGGCACGGGCUCCAACUAGCCUCGGACGAGCAGUAUGCGAUCUGGUCGAUACACCUGGAGGAUCUGAUGAGGCGGCAUGGCCGGCCGGAAGAGGCGGAGGAGCUGAGGAAGAAGAGGAGGGAACAUUCCUGGUUGGAGAGAGUCAGGUUGGAGGUGGACCGGCUGAUUUUAUCCUAGGCUCUCUCCUAGGCUCCGGGAGGUGUAUUCUCUGAUUUUCUCUGUACUUGCUCUAGCGCUCGGGACAUACCAUUGGAGGGUCUCAUGGGUCGGCGGCAUCAACGGUUUGUUAUUUGUUAUUUUCUUGGGAGCAUUGUAAUCAUACCUAGGGCACCAUUGCAACUCGGAACCAGGAUCGGGCUAUUGGCCAAGCGAAAGGAAUUGUGUAUAUUAGGAGCUUCAUACCGUGUCCCUGUCGGAUCACGGCUGAAAACCAAGUACAUUUACUGCCAGCGAAUCGAGGCUAGUAUUAUUAGAGUGCGGCGGCGCACAGUUAAUAGCACGCCUGUAAUACCGC